This is a messenger RNA of Patella vulgata (common limpet), 2663 nucleotides long. Its product is annotated as protein PFC0760c. The transcript is spliced from 2 exons. The coding region runs from base 919 to 2535 and encodes 538 amino acids. NCBI's taxonomy places the organism in Eukaryota, Metazoa, Mollusca, Gastropoda, Patellidae. The record is from RefSeq and is a predicted model, not a curated record.
ACGGAAAGAAUUUGUUUCAUCGACAGUUGUUUCAUGGACGAAAAUAAAAUCCGUGUGAAUCGUUAGCUUGAUAUUUUUAAUUUGAUGUGACCGAGGACUGGACAUAAAUUAGCGUAAAAAUAAAUGUGUGCACCGUUUGCUUGAAAUAUGUAAUUUGAAGUGAUCGAAGACUGGACAAUCAUUAUUUGGGUUAACGGUUACAUUCUGAACGUCGUCGGCAUUAGCCCAGUCGGUAGAGAACGUUAAUCCCUAUUUCCAAUUCUGAACACAGAGACACGCAACCUUUAUACCAAAAAUUGGAAAAUGCCGCUUUAUAGCUAUCGUUUAGUUUUCAAGGGAUAGUACCAUAGUUUUUUAAUUUAACCGUGUGAAGUAAUGGUUAAGAAUUGAGGUGAUUUUGAUUUUACAGGUGUUUGUAAUUCAAAUUACAAACUUUAUUUUACAAAGAAGUAAGGACACAAGACCCACACACACGGACAAUAGUAAGACAAACACAAUUAUGGCUGUUUAAUUUCAUAGAUUCAGGGGGAUCGGUGAAAUAAUUGUGAUACCAAAUACAAGAUAACCAGGAAAACGACCAGAAGACCGGAAACCGUGCAGCCAACACCACGGACAAGAGUCAGACAAGCACGCUUAUGCGGUUGCAGGUGUUUAAUAUCAUAGAUUCAAAGGAUUUCUGACUUGUCGGUCGUGAACAUAUUAUAUUUGGCUUUACCUCAGUUAAGGUAAUUCUGGCUAUAUAUCGGGGAUAGAUUCGUGAUUUUGACAACAAGUAUGGUUGCAGAAGUUUAAUAUCAUAGGUUCAAGGGAUUUCUGACUGGAGAUUUAUAGCCAGUAUAUGUACCUUUACCUGGGCCUUUAUAAGCUUCAAGAGUCAUAUGGAAUUUAGACAAGUGUGGAUAUUCACUGAAUUGUUCAAUGAGAAAGUUUAAAGUGAGUCAUAGAGGUGUUGUGUUGGUGGUGCUGGUUAUAAUUGGAUUGUCUCCCUGUACUAAAGGUUCAGGAUGUUUAGAUAUUUUAUCGAGUUCAGAAAAGGACGCCAUUUCUGCCGACAACUGUCAUGGCGGGGUCUUAAAAUCAAAGGAUGUGCUCUUAAUCACAUUGAAAUCUUAUAUAGAUGUGAAAUGUACGUGCAAUGUGAUCUAUAGUGUUGAUAAGUCCAAACAUGUUAAUGUAAGUCAAAUCCUUAACACAAUGUGUGGCUUACCACGUAAUGACGAAUACACUUCUUGCCGUAAUUCUAGAAAAGUUAAAAAUGGACUUAUAUUUCAAAUUUUAACAUAUAUGGAUAGAAAAUUAUUAUGCAUUAAACCUGAUCAUGAUAGCCGCGACGACGACGACGAUGAAGAUGGUGACGACAACAAUAAUGAUAGUCGCAACGACGACGAUGAUGAUGACCACGACGACGAUAAUGAUAAUCGCGGAGACGAUGACGACGAAGUUGAUGAUAGUGAUGAUGAUGAGGAUGAUGAUAUUCAUGAUGACAACGAUGAUGACGUUGAUAAUGAUGAGGACGACGAUAAUAAUAAUAGUCGCGACGACGACGAUGAUGAUGACGACCACGUCGAUGAUAAUGAUAGUCACGACGAUGACGAUGACGACGAUGAUGAUAGUCGCGAUGACGAUGAAGUUGAUGAUGAUGAUGAUGAUGAUGACGAAGUUAAGAGAAAUAACAAACGUACAUUUAAUUUAAUAUGCAGAUCGAACACGGUGUCUUCAAACAUGCAAUUCAAGCAAAUAGUGGGCCUAGAUGUUGUGGUGGAUUCACAGCCUGGGUUCAGAAAAACAGAUCGGGGACAAAAAAGUGAAAUCGGGAUAUUAAAUGGGGAAGACAAUGACGACACGUCUAAAAGGGCGAAGGAUAUUAACUACGGCAAUUCAGCAUCUUCAGCUUCGGCAACCAAGAAAGUAAAACAGGAUGGCGCCAAAGGUUUGACAACCAGUGGCGUAGUAGGUGUCAGUGGUGCUAUUUUUGCAUUGGGGAUUGUGUGUAUUGUCAUAGUAACGGUUUUUGUCCUUCGACGUCGAAGAAAUAGAUCCCAAAAUUCUCCAAAGCCGACGGACAAAUCUGAACAUAGAGAUAUCGAAAAUUUCCCUCGUCCACAAACGUCCAUGGGUGAUCGCAUAAAAAACAAAAAUUUGAAAAAGCCUAAUGACAAUUCAGGUAGACCUCUUCCAGAAAAGAAAAUGUCGUCACGCAAUGAUUAUGGUGUACGGUUCUCAAAUAAGACAUACAAUGCAGGAGGCGAUUUGGACUCAGGUACUGGUAGCGUUUCAAAAACUCAACCAAUCGGCGGUGGCUACAUAGACAUGGGUUCUAGCAACAAUGAAAGUCACGAGUCAAAUGUCGAGAAAUUCUAUCGUGGUGAUGACAUCAUAACAUCAGAGGCAUAUUACGUCACACCUCAUGAUCCAGAUGAUGGCUACCUGAUGCCGAGUGAAGAUUUAAAAACGAUUUACUAUAACAAUAACAAAUCAACAAAAUCGGGCGUUGAAUUCAUUGACAAUGAAAAUAUUUAUGAAACGGUGGCAUAGACUAGAAAACGACACCGAUUCAUCUUUAUUUGGUAUAGGUCUUGGGAAGAGCGUAAAUCGCGAAUAAAACGAACGAUAAAUAUACAGUUGUGUGGGCAUAUGGGAGUAAUCUCAGUUUUUAGGGUGGG